Messenger RNA from Angiostrongylus costaricensis, 801 nucleotides. The record is from the annotation of a GenBank genome assembly. NCBI's taxonomy places the organism in Eukaryota, Metazoa, Nematoda, Chromadorea, Rhabditida, Metastrongylidae.
AUGGUGAAAGCUGUGCUGAAAUGCGCCCCAUAUUCAUUCGUUAGCGGAUUUUCCGAUGUACGAACGACACAGUUCCGACCGGUUACUACUCAUUUCGGAAACGAACAGGUUGAAGAGCAUGAAAAAGAAAUGAGAGUGCACAAUGUUUUCGCUAGUGUCGCUAACAACUACGACUUGAUGAACGAUGCCAUGAGUUUUGGAAUUCAUCGAUUGUGGAAAGACUAUUAUGUCCUGGACGUUGCAGGAGGAACAGGUGAUAUAGCGUUCCGGUUGCAAAAAAGGAUUGGAUCCUCUGGGAGGAUCACUGUUGUUGACAUAAAUGAGAAAAUGCUCGAUGUUGGCCGUGAUCGCGCCAAAACAGAACCACUUGUUGAUUCCACGCAACUUGAAUGGAUCUGUGCCAACGGCGAAAAGUUGCCGUUUAAAGAAAAUUCAUUCGAUGUUUACACCAUAUCAUUUGGAAUUCGUAACUGCACACAUGUUGACGAGGUUGUUCGUGAAGCUUACCGCGUUUUGAAACCAGGCGGAAUGCUCGCCGUUCUAGAGUUCAGUUCCGUGAAUCCUCUUCUCCGACCUCUCUACGAUGCAUAUUCGUAUAAUAUUAUUCCUGCUAUGGGGCAAGUUAUUGCUGGCGACUACGAUAGCUACAAAUAUCUUGUCGAGAGCAUUAGAAAGUUUCCAAACCAAGAGGAUUUCGCUGCUAUGAUUCGUGGUGUUGGAUUCGAGAUGGUGCGUUAUGAAAAUCUGACGUUUGGAAUCUGUUCAAUUCAUAAGGGAACGAAACCUCGCAAAGCAAAAUAG